GUUUGAUUUCAUGAUUUCUAAUGAGCCGAAAACUGAAGUGGAGAAAUAUUUGUAAAAAUGGACGAUAAGAUCAAAGACCUAGCUAGAAAAAAAAAUCCAAGUCAGCUUACCAAGUUCAUCCAAAAUGUUGAUUUGAAAGAUCUAUGUGAGAUGAUCCAGAACAAAAUUUGUCAUAUGGAUUUUCCAAAACUACAGAGCAACAUUUUGGAGAGCUUCAACGACACUGCUUCUUCCCAGUCAAAAAGACUCAAGGUUGUUGAAGCGACUUUGUCAGCACUUCAAACAGCAAAUAUCACCAACAGCCAAGCUAAUACGAUAGUCUGUAGGAUCAUUAUGGACUUUCCUCAAUACUCAUCUACGUAUCUUACCAAACUAGUCGAGUUUUGUCAGGAACGGAUCAGAAAAAAUGAUGAUGAAUUUAUGAGUUGGAAAGACAUUCUCCCACAAGUAUUAGAAGUCCUGGAAGACAGGAAAAUUGUAGUCAAUAAUGGUUCUGAGAUGUCGGGAAAAGAGUACAGAGAAACUAUCAUCAAAUCUUUGUACUCUGGCCAAUGGGACACAGCAGUUUUGCCAUCUGUCACAACGAUGUUUAGAGAAAUAUCAAUGUCCAAAGAAGAGCACCGAAAGGUGGUUGGAAUUCUGUGCAAUAGGCUGUCAAGCAUGCAACCCAACGAGCUACCUCCUUUGGUGCAUCAAUUACUAACUUUUUGCCGUCAGCAAGACGCGGAGUGUGUCAUUAUGGCUCUCUGCAGAUACUUUCAAACGCAGUACGCAAAUGCAUUAGAAGAAGAUUCGCAAGAGUGUUCUGAAAACAUUGGUGUGUUGACUGUCAAAGAAAUUCAAGAGGCGGAAAGUACAAUUCUUUAUCACAUAUUCCAUGCUACAGAGGUGAACCAGAAUAGUUUGAAAGAUUUCAUAAAAUCCGUCCGCAAUGCAACAAAUAUUCCUGCAUAUGUACUUGAUCCAUUCAUCAUGACACUGCUGUUGAACGUAUCGGACAUAUAUGAAAACGACACUCUGGACAUUCUGAGAAGUGCACUAAGCCGUAUAAUCCGUGAUAACGAGCGACAAAAACACAGUUCUUGGCUUAGGGAAGUUCUGGACAAGGAUUGUAGCAUUUCAUCAACAUUAAAUACUGUGAUAGGAAACAGCAUCAAAGAUAGACACAUGGUAGUUAAAGGGUUAGUUGACUUAGCGUUUGUGCUGAUGGCAAUGGGAGUAAAGCUGGGUGAAGAAGCCCACGCUGUAGUGUUAUGGGAAAUCGGUAACAAAAUAAUCCAAAAGCUAAUAAAAAAACGACAAGAAAUUGGUCCAACUGUGCUGCAAACACUAAACGAUAAAAUAAUCUGUGGAGGUGCUAGUGUUACCCAAUACACCUAUUGCCUUGCAAACAUAUGCCAAAAAGUACCUAUAGUUGUGCUUGAGUGUCGUGUAUGGAUUAUCACGUUGCUUGAGAAUUUGCUAAUAAUAAACGCAGCUGCUGCGACGCAGGUGAUUUUCGCAGUGCUCCCCAUUGUGCGAUUACAAUCUGAAAUACGAGACACAUUAAGCAUGGUAUUGCGCAAAGCAUUGUACUCCAGGGAAACCCAAAUUCGUAAAAUGGCUGUGACUGGAUUUCUACAACUACUGAAGAACUUGAAACUACACACUCUAGGUGCACUCAGCCAGUCAACAAGCCGCGGCACGUCAAGUGCUUCUAGCACAUCAACUUACACACAAGCAAGUCUGGAAGUUCACACCAAAAAAGUAGAAGAGAACCCUCGACUCAAUACGCUGUUAUGCUACGAGGUGCUGGGCAUUCUCAAAAGGUGUUUUACCCAACAAGCAGAGGUCAAAUCAUGCUUAUAUGAAGGAUUAUCUGAUGCAAUUGUGAUGAAUCCUGAGUUGUCAAAAUACUUGGUGGAAAUGUUACUUGAACAUUUUGAACAAUACUACGAGUCUAACACUAACAUUCUACCACCAUUCAAGCUUGAUAAAUGCACGUCAAUUCGUGGUGCAGAAUCAGUUUUACAAGAACCAAUUGGGAACUUGGUUUUAGUAAUGCAACGAAUAUAUGUCGAGGCAGCUUCUGAAGAGACUAAUGAAAUUGAAAAGCUGGGAUUCAUACUAGAAUCCCUCUGCAACAGAAUGUCCAAGUCUGAACUUGAGCAUUUUCAAGUGGAUCAUGAUAUUGAUCUAUUAGACAAUAUACCAGAAUGUCAAGAGAAACUUCAUAACUUGAAAGAGAUGAUAACAGUUUAUGAAGCUCUCAUUGCAUACAGAAUUGUUACUUGGUCAAAUGAUUCUACGAAUCCUGCCCACAAGAUUUACACGUUAUUUGAUGGCUACAAUCGACUUAUCACCCGCACAAAGCCUGCACCGAAGGUAAAGAAAGGUGAGGGUAAGAAGAAAAAAGACAAGGAUGUUACAGAUGCCUCCUUCAAGAAACCUGGGCGCAAUGUAGCCAUUAAACUACCACAAACUAUUCUAGAUCUAGAAACCGUACUCAAAAUAGUUACUCUUCUAUAUUCCGAUGCUGUGCCCUGGUCAUCUCAAAUCGAAUCGCGCAGAUUGCAAGAAAAGGAAUUGUUUCACCGCUAUAUACUGCAAACCUGCAUUCAGCUUAUGCAGCGUACGAAGCAGUUAAAAAACAACGACCUGCGAAAGCAUAAGAGGCAGGAUGUAUUGAAAUGUUUUGAAAUUGGCGAAAUCAUAUACACGAAAAUUGUGUUACAAUUAGAUGAUGUACGUAACUUCGACCAGCAAACUGCAGUACUUGGAUUGGACUGUUUUAAAGAACUGUGUAACCUAGCAUGCACAAGUCUAUCCUCACAAUCAGAUUUGCUGAACUUUUUAAGGAUAUGUGGAAAAGUUGAUACAAACGCUGACUUGGAAUUGCAAUUGAUGAGCGUCAUAUCACCGGUGAAAAACCUUUUGACAAAUGUUCUUGAGGAAGACGAUGAAAAUGAAUUAAUCGCUAAAAGAAUUCCUUCAAUUCUAAUGAAAAUUCUUUCACUCUUGACAUUGAAGUUACCCUACCAUGGGGAAAAAAUUGCAAAUAUGCUCAAAUGGCUACAUGAACUUGCUAUGGAAAGAGAAAUGGAGCAAAGCAUGGCUGUCGCAGUAAUUGAAUUCAUACUAAAGAUUGAAGAUUACAUAACAGACUAUGGAAAUAGUAUUGACAAGAUAGUCUAUCAACUCUGUCAAAUACUGGGGACUGUAGACGAGGAAGAAAGUCAAAUGCAGGAAGAAGAUCAGUUUAAAAUUCUGAAUGACCAGUCUGCACUUCAAGUACAUUCCCUUAUUUGUAAUGUACUGAAGCAAAAGCUGGAUAACACGACAUGGUUUUUAAGUAGAUUAAGAGCUGAGCAAGUACUCACGACAAUGCCUGAAAUAGGUGUAGAGGAACGUCGAAAUGCACUCAGAGAUAAAGAACAUAAACUAAGCUCUCAGUUGUGCUUGAUCGUCCAGACAUUAAAGACAUUGUCUAAUAUUUCAAUAUCACCUGGAGUCAACGCGGAUGCAGUAUUCAAGAACUUGCAAAAUCUAUUCGGUACACUUAGCAUGUACACGAGAUACUUUUACAACAAAUCAACAGCCCAAAAUCCCGUUUUCCAAGCCGUUAGGUUUGUCCCACUGGUAAAACUAGCCGGAAAGCCACUUGCUAAGACAUUAUACAGCCUUAUAACACACAUUGAGGAAAAUCAAAGAAUCAAAUCCAAGUCAAAAAUAGUAGACUCAUACGCACAAAGGAGCAAAGUAUUGAAGGAAACCAAACUCAUACCUAAAGUAGUAUACGAGAUCGAGCAAUUUGGAAAGAAUGUAUUGCUGCUAAGUAAAAAAACUAAGGCAGGUUUGGAAGAAUACGUUAAUUACAGUAUUACACGAGAUUUUAGAAUAAAAAAUCCAGUUCUCAUGAAAGGUCUGGAAGAAUUGGAUGUUAGUAUGCUAACCACUCAAGGCACAAGUACCAGUACUUCAAAAUCAGGUCAAUCCCCUGAAAAUUCAGAUGCAGAAGGUAACACACCUGAACCGCCAUUAAAAAAAUCCAAGACAACACGUCAAUCGCAGAAGUUGUAAGAGGUCACAGAAAA
Neodiprion fabricii is the source of this 4073-nucleotide messenger RNA. RefSeq names its product Fanconi anemia group I protein (gene FANCI). The record is from RefSeq and is a predicted model, not a curated record. Bases 58 to 4059 code for a protein of 1333 amino acids. NCBI's taxonomy places the organism in Eukaryota, Metazoa, Arthropoda, Insecta, Hymenoptera, Diprionidae. Gene Ontology annotation, biological process: DNA repair. Gene Ontology annotation, molecular function: DNA polymerase binding. The transcript is spliced from 21 exons.